Molecule: messenger RNA, 654 nt
Organism: Telopea speciosissima
Lineage: Eukaryota; Viridiplantae; Streptophyta; Magnoliopsida; Proteales; Proteaceae
Exons: 2
Coding region: 1-654 (217 amino acids)
Biological process (GO): DNA integration
Molecular function (GO): nucleic acid binding
Source: RefSeq, a predicted model, not a curated record
AUGAAUUUAAUUGGAAAAAUCACCCCACCUACUACUAAAGAGCAUUGCUUUUUCAUAGUGGCAAGAAAUUAUUUUACUAAGUGGGUAGAGGUUGUUCCAAUGAAAUCGGUUAGUCACGCCGAUAUCAUUCAGUUUUUAAAACAACAUAUUAUUCGUCGCUUUGGUCUUCUAGAAACCAUUACUUAUGAUAAUGGUAGUGUUUUCUCAGGAGGAGAUGUUGAUCGGUUUGCUUCUGAAUAUGGAAUACCGAUCACCUUUUCAACAUCGUAUUACGCACAAGGGAAUGGUCAGGCAGAAUCCAGUAAUAAAGUUUUGAAAGCAAUUUUGGCUGAAGUCAUAGAUGAUAACCCUAGAAGUUGGGUAGAAAUGUUGUCUAGAGUAUUAUGGGCCUUUAGAACAUCACAACGGUCAACUACUGGUAUUACCCCUUAUGCCUUGACUUUUGGGCAUGAUGUCGUUCUGCCUAUGGAGGUCAUUAUUCAGUUGGCAAGGGUAGCCCGACAACACGACCUAACUCCUCAGAGAUACGCAAAAGCCAUGCUUUCGGAGUUAGAAGAUAUGGAUGAAAAACGUUUACAAGCUUUAGACCAUUUACAUGUGCAAAAGCUAACGAUUGCAAGGGCCUAUAACAAAAAGGAGGAGUUUAUAGGUUGA